This is a messenger RNA of Rana temporaria (common frog), 4543 nucleotides long. RefSeq names its product alpha-2-macroglobulin-like. Gene Ontology annotation, cellular component: extracellular region. Bases 41 to 4480 code for a protein of 1479 amino acids. NCBI's taxonomy places the organism in Eukaryota, Metazoa, Chordata, Amphibia, Anura, Ranidae. The transcript is spliced from 36 exons. The record is from RefSeq and is a predicted model, not a curated record. Gene Ontology annotation, molecular function: endopeptidase inhibitor activity.
ACUUUUCAGGCAGUUUAACUAAUUCCUGCAGCCCUGCACAAUGGUGUCCUGGGUGUUGUGUGCGGGUCUAGUCCUUCUUCACAUCUCCUGCUCUGUGGAAGCCAAACUGGACUAUGCGGUCAUCUUCCCUUCCGAGAUUCGCUCCCAGCAUUCUGAAACCCUAUGUAUACACCUGGAGGGGGCUCAGGGGGAGAGCAGAGUACAGAUAUCCUUACAUCUGAAAGAAAAGAACACAACCCUUGUGGAGAAGAGCUUCAAGCAAGACUCCAUAUUCACCUGUGUUCCAGUCAGGGUCUUCAAGUCUGUAGAGCCGGAGGUGGUCGCCACAUUGAACAUCUCCAUAGAGAAUGCAGGGGAAACUAUAGUGAAGAGCAGUAAAGUUCUGGUGAAGAAGACAAGAUCCAGCCUUCUAGUUCAGACAGACAAAGCUGUGUACAAACCAGGACAAACUGUAAACUUCAGAAUUCUAUUCAUUGAUGAAGAUCUUCAACCCAAAAAUACUGUGUUUCCAGUUGUACAACUACAGGAUCCAGGAAAGAACCGGAUUGGUCAGUGGCUAAAUGUGAGCCUCAGUCAGGGAUUGGCUGAACUUUCCCUUCCCCUCUCCUCUGAGCCUCCACUGGGAGAAUACUCCAUUCGGGUGAAGGACACAGUCCACACCUUUACAGUGGAAGAAUAUGUUCUUCCAAAGUUUGAAGUUUCCCUUCAGUUCCCCAAGGUUGUUUUGGUCAACAGUAACCAAUUCCCACUUCACGUAUGUGGAAGAUACACCUAUGGGAAGCCAGUUCAAGGAAACUAUACAGCCACUGUGUGUCACAAGCAUUCUAGAUUUUGGUGGAGAAGAUACGUUAAUAGUCAAGACGAUAUCUGUGCUCAUUUCAUUGGAACGCUGGAUAGAUCAGGAUGUAAUAUCAUAGAAGUUAAUUCUGAGGUCCUUAACCUGAGAAGCAAUGACAUGGAAGAUGUACUGAGAGGAGAAGCCUCCAUCACUGAGACUGGGACAGGAAUUGUGUUAUCUACAACCAGCCAAUCUAGUAUAUCUGAUGUAAUCAAUAAGGUGUCGUUUGUUGAUGCUGAUGGUAACUACAAAGCUGGGAUCCCCUACAAUGGAGUGAUUGAAGUGAUGGACGCCAGUGAUAACCCUAUACCAGGUAUUAAUGUUUACCUAACAUGUGAUAAUCCUUCAAUCAAUAACACCUUGGUGACAGAUGACAAUGGACGAGUUUCUUUCACGCUGGAUACAAAUGGCUGGGAGGGACAAAAAUCCCUAAAGGCAAGAACAAACCUGCAGAGUUCGACCAGUUUUUCAAACGUCAGAUCCCUUACAUAUGGCGAUGCAAAUCUGAAUCUUAAACCCUUCUACUCCCGUUCUAAGAGCUUCCUGAAGCUCCACUCCGUUGACAAAGUCCUCCCGUGUGAAGGGCAGCAGGAGGUGCAGGUGGAAUAUAUUAUUAAACACACAGAGCUGAAGAAUGAAACUGAUCACUUAGAUCUCCAUUAUAUGGUGACUUCUGAAGGAUCUAUACAAAACUUUGGGUCGUUAGAAAUUAGCCUUAUAGGUAGAAAUAAAGAUCACCAUGGCAAGGCUACAUUGAAGCUCCCAUUGAGUGCAGGAAAAUCUUCUACUCUAUUGACAAUUGUGUACAUUAUGUUACCAGAAGGAGACAUUUUAGCUGACUCUGCAAACUAUAAAGUUCAAAGAUGCUUCAAGAAUAAGGUAUCAGUUGGCUUCUCACCAGAUGAGGUCCUCCCGGGAUCGGAUGUGUCUCUCCAGGUUCAGGCUUCUCCUGGCUCCCUCUGUGGACUCAGGGUGGUGGAUCAGAGUGUUGUGUUAAUGGAACCAGGAAAGGAGCUGACCGCUGACAAGGUUUUUGAUCUCUUUCCAUACCGGAAAAGUAGAAGGUAUAACUUUCAUAUCCAGGAGGACCCUGAUAAUCAGUGCAAGCCUUUUAAGGAUGAGAAAGGGAGAAUACUGGUCUAUGCACCUGAUCCUUUUUAUCUUUUUUAUGGUGACGUGGAUGUGGAUGUGCACAGCUUAUUUGAGGGAAUAAACCUAAAAAUAAUAACAAGUGCAGGAAUUAAGAAGCACGGGGAUUGCUUUCCAAGUUAUCAAAGGAAGAUACUACUUAGAAACAGAGUUAACAAAGUUUUAUCUGUAGAUGAUGAUAUGUCUGGACUACUGAUACCUGCAGUAACCAAGAUCAAAGAAGACAUACAGCAGGAAGAACACGGGAAAGAAAAAGAGUCCAUUCGAACGUAUUUCCCUGAAACCUGGAUAUGGGAACUUGUGGCAGUAGGAGACUCUGGCAGUGCUGACUUCCAUCGUAAGGCUCCAGACACCAUCACAGACUGGAAUGCCGGGGCCGUAUGUUUGGGUCGGAGUGGAUUUGGCCUGUCUCCUUCUGUCUCUCUUCGGGUCUUCCAGCCGUUCUUUGUGGAUCUCACCCUCCCGUACUCCGUAGUGAGAGGAGAAACGUUUACUCUUAAAGCCUCUGUAUUUAAUUAUCUCAAACAGUGCAUCAAGAUUAAAGUCACGCUGGGACCCACAAAGGAGUUAGAGCCGACACCUUGUACAGACUGUACCUACAGCAGCUGCCUGUGUGCCGACGAGAGCAAAACCUUCUACUGGAACCUGAAAGCCACCAAACUGGGAGAAGUAAACAUUACAGUGAGAACUGAGGCUGUGAAUUCUGAAGAGUUGUGUCAGAAUGAGAUACCGAUUGUUCCCAAACAAGGAGCGAUCGAUACCAUUGUGAAACCCUUACUUGUACAGCCCGGAGGAGUCCUGGUGGAGAAAGCACACAGCUCUCUGCUCUGCAUCCAGGAGGAAGAAGGUGAGGAAACCAUUAUGGAGAAUAAAGAGGGAACUAAGACAGAGGAAGUCUCUCUGAAGAUUCCUAAGAACAUUCUGAAGGACUCUGAAAGAGCUUAUGUGACUGUCCUGGGAGAUAUAAUGGGCACGGCAUUGCAGAACCUGGACCGUCUCCUGGCCAUGCCAUACGGGUGUGGAGAGCAGAACAUGGUCCUUUUUGCCCCCAACAUCUUUAUUCUGCAGUAUCUGGAAAAGACUCAUCAGCUGACCGAUGCGAUUAAAAGCAAAGCCAUUAAGUUCCUGGAGAGCGGAUAUCAGCGACAGUUGACAUACAAACGUGAUGAUGGAUCAUACAGUGCCUUUGGAAAAAGUGACCCCGAGGGUAACACAUGGCUGUCGGCAUUUGUAGUGAAGUCCUUUAGCAAAGCUCGGCCUUAUAUAUUUAUAGAUGACAGUCACCUAAAACAAUCCUUCACCUGGCUGAAGAAAAAUCGUUAUGAGACCGGCUGCUUCCGCAGAGUGGGAAGACUCUUCAAUAAUGCUAUGAAGGGAGGAGUGCAAGAUGAAAUUUCCCUUACCGCUUAUGUGACAAUUGCUCUGAUAGAUGGUGGAGUACCCCUGGAGGAUCCUCUGGUCAGAGACGCAGUGUCCUGUCUGCAAAAGGCAGCCAUGGAUGUGACCAAUGUAUACACUCUGGCUCUGCUAGCUUACACUUAUACACUCUGCGGAGAGACCGAGCUCAGAAAAACUGUAUUGGAAAAACUGGAGGAAAAGGCUGUUCAAGGAGAUGGACAGCUACACUGGAAACGUGAUUCGGUGCCUCCCAAUCAAGAUUCACACUGGUACCGAGCUCCAUCUGCUGAGGUGGAGAUGACAUCCUAUGUACUCCUGGCUCUACUCUCAUGUCCUGAACCUGACUUAGGCAAAGCUACAGAGAUUGUGAACUGGCUAAGCAGACAGCAGAACCCCUACGGAGGCUUCUCAUCUACACAGGACACAGUCGUGGCUCUCCAAGCUCUGGCCAAGUAUUCAGAGCUCACGUUUAGUGAUAAGGGUGAUUUGACUGUGACUGUCAGUGCCAGCCCAGGAUUUCUGGAGAAGUUCCAUGUAGACAAAAACAAUCGUCUCCUCCUUCAAAAAGCAUCGCUACCGACUGUUUCCGGAGAUUACGCUGUGACCGCCACGGGAAAUGGCUGUGUAUUUGUACAGACAGUCCUGAGAUACAAUGUUCCACCACCCAGAAGUGACACCAGCUUUUCAUUAAAGGUGACACCACAUUCAAACAGAGAGUGUCUCGGGGAUCCAGUGACAAAUUUUAAGAUUCUUAUCAGUGCUACAUACGUUGGAACCCGGGAGAAAUCCAACAUGGCUGUUAUAGAGGUGAAGAUGCUGUCUGGAUACAUCCCUGUCAAGAGUACAAUAAAGAAGCUGACAAAGGACCAACUUAUACAGAGAAGUGAAAUCCAGAUGGACAUGGUCACUUUAUAUCUGAAUCAGGUGGGACAUGAUCCCGUAAAUAUCUUUUUUAUGGUGGAGCAGGAUAUUGAGGUCAAGGACCUAAAAUCAGCCACAGCAAAAAUCUAUGAUUACUAUGAGACAGAUGAACAAGCAGUGGCAGAAUACAUCCAUCCCUGCAACACAGAUGACACCUCCAGUAAUUCAAGUUAAGAACAGAAGAACAUUUGCAUCUAUACCGAAAACUCGCAAAUGAAACAAUUUCUGUAAAUGUGU